This is a messenger RNA of Guillardia theta CCMP2712, 498 nucleotides long. RefSeq lists its product as hypothetical. The annotation marks the transcript as partial. Lineage: Eukaryota; Cryptophyceae; Pyrenomonadales; Geminigeraceae. The record is from RefSeq and is a predicted model, not a curated record. The transcript has a single exon. Gene Ontology annotation, molecular function: 3'-5' exonuclease activity; nucleic acid binding.
CUUAUCAUUGAUGUUGAAACCAUUGGCCUACCUAUGCGUGGAGGUCUCCCAUAUGGGCAGUUCCCUUCACAUGAAAAACUUACUAUGUAUGACGGUGCCCGCGUUGUACAAGUUAGCAUGAUGCUCUGUAAUGAACAUUUUGAAGAAAUUGAACUUAAGGAUUUCAUCGUAAAAGCAGAUGGGUUCUCUAUCGAUAAUUCUCAAUUUCAUGGUAUCACUAACCAAAUCUCUGCCACUCAAGGCAUACCAUUCUCAGAAGUUGCUGAUGUACUCGCUUCAUACCUCAAUCAAGUUUCACAUGUUGUUGCGCAUAACGCCAAUUUCGAUCUUUCCAUUAUUAACAGUGAAUUGUAUCGCUUAGGCAUGCACUCUAUCAUCGCUCAGCUCCAAGCAAAACACAUCCUGUGCACCAUGAAAUAUACUAAGAUGCUUGUAAAAGCUCGGAAUAGUUACGGCAUCAAAGAUCCUUCUCUCGCAGAACUUUAUACCUUCGUCUUC